AUGCACGGAUUAGUUACACUAGGAUCUUCCAUUUGUUAACAAGCAGUGCCCCACAGCACCUGGUCUCGCAAUUGUCUCGCACUGGCCAGAGCCUGCCCUUGGAACAAGAUUCCAAACAUAUUAGGUUCAUCGUAAACAAGAAGUUGCAACUCGGCUUGCACUUCUUUUUCCUGGUCGGGCUAUUUUCGGGCGACUUGGGCGACUUUGCGACAAAGUUGCCGGACUUUUGAUGACACGUAAGACAAGGGUCAAGUCGCUACAGACUCUGGCGCCCUCAAGACAGGAACGACAGGAACACAAUUGGAGCCUCGGGACCGCGUAAGCACACGCAGCCACUCGAGGAGGGGCAACUCGAGAAGGGGCCGCUCAAGAAGGGUUAGGGGAUGGGACGAGACCGAGACCCGGAUUCCCGGCCGCCUUCUCCGCACAGCGGCAGGAAUGAGAGGGAUCCAGAGAGGAGCAGCAGCAUGAGUGAAGAGGCGAGGAACCGUGACCGUGAACGGGCUGCGAAACGACGGCGGGUCGAACAAGAGAGACAGCGGGAGCACGAGAGGCACGAGAGGCACGAGAGGUCAUGCACGCCCAGCGAAGAAGGAGAGAGGGGCAGGUCAUCCACGCCUCGCCGUCACCAUGACCAUCACCGUCACCAUCACCAUCGCCACCAUUCCCGAGACGGUCAUUCACAUCGACAUCGGCAUCGCCAUCACUCAUCAAGGCGGCACCUGGCAGACCCUGCCGCCCCUCCCAAGGAGCUGCCUUUUGGCGCUCGCCAACUCUCCCGCGGCGACCUGGCCACCUUCCGACCCCUGUUCGCGUACUACCUUGAUUUGCAGAAGCAGCUAGACAUCGACUCGCUCGGCGAGAUCGAGCUCCGCGGCCGCUGGAAGAGCUUCAUGGGCAAGUGGAACAGAGGAGAGCUCGCGGAAGGGUGGUACGAUCCCGACAUCUUCCAGAAAGCAAUCUCGUACUACGCGUACGAGUCUCCGCCCCCUCCGAACUCGCCGCCGUCACGCUCCCGCUCUCCUCCCGAUGUCGCCGCCGAGGACGACGGCCGGAACACACGCCAGGACUCCGCCGACUCGGACGACGAAGAUGCCUACGUGCCGCCCCCGCCCCCACCUCCUGGCCAAGAACGCUCCUCCUCCUUGUCCCACCACCGACACCGGCCACCGGCAUCAUCAUCAUCAUCAUCAUCAUCAGCAGCAGCAGCAGCAGCAGCAGCAGCAUCAGCAGCAGCCUCAUCCGGGACGAAACCCCCAGGCCCCUCGAUCCCAACCCAGACCGACCUCUCCCUCCGCGACGAGGCCAUCGCGGCCGAGCGCGAGUCCGCCCUGGCAGCUCACCGGCUCGCCCGGCGCGCCCAGCGGAAGGAGGAGAAGGCGCUGCUGGACGAGGCGCUCCCGCGCGCGGACGCGGGCACGCGGGAGCGGCGGCUCGAGAAGAAGAGGGAGCUCAACGAGAAGCUCCGCGGGUUCCGGGACCGGUCGCCGGGCGGCGCGGCCGAGGUCGGCGAGGGCGAGCUGAUGGGCGGGGCCGGGGACGCGGCGGAGGAGUACCGCGCCAUGGUCCGGCAGCGGGAGGAGCGCCGGCGGGAGCGCCUCAGCCGGCGGGAGGAGAUGGACCGGGCCCGGCGGGCCGAGAGGGAGGAGCGCCUGCGGGAGUACCGCGAGCGCGAGGAGCGCGUCGUCGCGGGGCUCAGGGAGCUGGCCAGGCAGAGGUUUGGGGUUCCAUGAUAGGGUGUGUGUGUGUGUGUGUGUGUGUGUGUGUGUGUGUGCGUUGGUGUUGUUUUCUUAUGAUGGGGAUGGGGUUUGGAAUCAUGUGCGAAAAGAGAGAAGAUACUACGGCUGACAUUCUGAAGGCAAGAAAAGA
Messenger RNA from Thermothelomyces thermophilus ATCC 42464, 1869 nucleotides. RefSeq lists its product as uncharacterized. The transcript has a single exon. NCBI's taxonomy places the organism in Eukaryota, Fungi, Ascomycota, Sordariomycetes, Sordariales, Chaetomiaceae. Bases 894 to 1733 code for a protein of 279 amino acids. The record is from RefSeq and is a predicted model, not a curated record.